Selaginella moellendorffii is the source of this 1360-nucleotide messenger RNA. RefSeq lists its product as uncharacterized. The record is from RefSeq and is a predicted model, not a curated record. The transcript is spliced from 6 exons. Bases 26 to 1036 code for a protein of 336 amino acids. NCBI's taxonomy places the organism in Eukaryota, Viridiplantae, Streptophyta, Lycopodiopsida, Selaginellales, Selaginellaceae.
CUAGGGUUUUGCUGGGCCUAGAGCAAUGCGGGUUUUCAAGCUGCGAAGGUAUGUCUCUGUAGGGAAGGCCUUCAGGGAUGGAUUAGCAAAGGCUCUUGGCAUGGAGGAGCCAGCAGGCGGUGAUGGCACAUUGAAGAAGUCGGCAGGCAAUGUGGCAAGCGGUGAUGGCGUUACAUCAAAUUCUGCGAGUUUAUCUACAGACUCUGGUGUGGCAGCGUUGAAGAAGCCCCUUGCUCGAGUUCUCCUCGACACAGGAAUCGACAUUGAAGAACUGGAUCGAGUAAAGCUUGCUGAACUACAUAGGUUUGGACAGAACAAAGAAACGGUCGUUGUUUUGGGAGCUGAUUCCUCCAUUACCAUGCUGCAAAUCCAGUAUUUUGAGUUUCUAAAGCAAAUCCGCUUAGAAACUCUCUAUGCUUUCAAGCAUGAGAUUGGGAUCCAGUUGGCGAUAAAUAAUCCGAACCUGGGAAAUCCGACACCAGCAGAAGUGGAGGCAGCUGUCAACGACUUGAUGGAGCUGUCAGGUUACGACCGGCUCAGCGAUUUAGCUGGGUACCCCGGUAACGUGUAUGCAGCAUUGAAGACUAUUGCGCAACAUGGGAAUUCUGACUGGGCUCGUCUCUCGCCGAGGGAUGUCAGCUUGUUAACUCGAGCGUACUUCCUGGUCGCUACACACAGACUCUGGAGUGGCUGCAACACUACUGCAUGGGGUGAGAUACAACAGGUUCUCAAGGGCUCCUACCCCUACAUCUUAGCUAAGCAGUUCAGGGAUGAGGGUGCACACCUUCCACUAACAAAGAUGUCAAGGGUGGUUGACAAUAAGAGCGCGUUGGAGGUGGCGUGGACUUCGUACACGUCUGCUACAGCACCACUUCUAACUAAAGAUGUUCUUGGUACUGGACCUGCUCGUGUCGACGCAGCUGCACUACUGGAACAAGUUGCCCGAGCUCUCAACAGCAAGGACAACCAGCGGUUUCCACUCGUGGAAGCUUUACUGGCAAGCGUGACACAUAUGAAAGGCAGGGGUAUUUGUUGAAUAAAGGGGCUUCCAAGAACACAACUAUAGCAGUAUUGUAAAUUUAUGAAUGCUCAUGGAUCACUGAUAGUUGUUUGUUGCUUUCCAGGGACUUUGGAGACAACAAGCACCUGUUGGAAUUUUUUGACUCAACGUGACAAUGUACAUUUUAUGAGCAUGAGAUGAGGCUCGUGGGCAGCAUACCAGUUUAUGAGUGGCUCUCCAUGGCAGGAGUGGAAUUUAUCAUCCAAGGCGGCAUUCACUAGUUUGAUCGUUCACUAGCUUGAUCAUACUUUUUUGUAACGAGCAAAGAGAUAAAUAUAACGACUGUAGCUCAACUGACAA